GCUUUGAAAUGUCUUUAAGAAAGAGUCUUUAUAAACAGAGCUUGAAGAAUACCGCGUUUCCGGUAAAUUCUGGCGAUUCGAGUACCGAGGACAGAUAUUGGAUUAGAGAUUGGUACCAUCCUCAAAAAGUCAGUAAGGAGACCAAUUUUUCUCACCAAAACAUUAUGUCUGCACAAAGCCCUUCUGGCGUACUCACACCUCACGAAUCGACUCCCCAACCUCAACAGUAUCAUCAGGCAUCCCAAUCACAAACUCCACAACCUUCAAAAGCCUAUGGAUUUAAGAUAAAAGCUUGGAUUACGGUUGAAAGAGACCCCUAUAAAGAUUGCAUUAAUGAGGAUGCCGACACCGUUUUGUCAUUGACAGAUCAUCCUUAUCUGUCUAGUGUGCUGGCAUCCAAAGAUUUUUCUGCUAGUGGACCGGGUGGUUUGACUGAUGCAGAUAUUAAGUCUGCCGUAAGCGGAACAGGAGAUGGUAACAGGCUUUUUUCGAGCAGUGCGCAGCAUGAGUUGCAAGAGUCUAAAAAUCUAGCUGAUAACACCCUGUCAAACCAAGAAGACGCUUCUGAAAUGAAAACGGAUUAGACUUUGAUGAGGGCACGUCCGAUUAUAAAUUGCCUUGGUAGCAAAGAAUCUUAAUUGUCCGCCACGGAGCACCGCGUAUUCGUUUCUCAUAUAAAUUGAGAAUAUCUGGAGAAUGGUUAUUAACCACAGUUGAUGCGUAUUUGAAGUAGCUGCAUUAACAAUGGAGCAAACACACAACUUUGACAUCAGUAUUGUCUUUUU
This is a messenger RNA of Ogataea polymorpha, 785 nucleotides long. RefSeq lists its product as uncharacterized. Gene Ontology annotation, biological process: chromatin remodeling. NCBI's taxonomy places the organism in Eukaryota, Fungi, Ascomycota, Pichiomycetes, Pichiales, Pichiaceae. Gene Ontology annotation, cellular component: SWI/SNF complex; RSC-type complex; nucleus. Bases 9 to 584 code for a protein of 191 amino acids. The record is from RefSeq and is a predicted model, not a curated record. The transcript has a single exon.